AAGGGUUAAGGAGCUAAUUUUUUUUUGGAGGGAGGGGGACGGAGGCUGAAUGUUUAUUUUUGUCUUAAAUAUAUAUUUAUUUUUGGUUGCGCGCGUUUUUUGUGUGUGUGUAUAUAGUAAGUGGGGGAGGGGGAGGGUCACGGUGUGACCUCUGACCUCCUUCCCCCGGUGACGUCAGCGCCCGGGCCAGCUUGUCCUGUUUUUUUUGCACAUGGUGCAGCAAGGAGCUGGUCUUCCCCCCUCUCUCCUGUCUAAAAUGAGCUCCAAGGAUUUCCAGGGACCAGUGUUGCAUCUUAAACCAACACCGUGGAAGGAGACGUUGAAGACGACAGGGGUACUGCACAGCAUCCAGAUUGCACACAGGGAGAGAAUGACAGGCAGCAGCCCGGUUUCGCCGGCCUCCUCGCCCGCCUCGAGCGCGGGCGGCUCCCCGGCUCACCUCGGAUCCCUGGCCAACGACUCGCUGGACGGACUCGCUGCCUCGCCCAAGCUCCAGCCCCGGGAGGCGCUGGCCUGCGGCCUCUGGGUCCCCGACCUCGGCCCCUGCAACCAGAACGCCAAGGGGCAGCCCUGGGACAAGACGCAUGCCGAGAUCGCCGAGCAGGCAAAGCAUGAAGCCAAGAUCGAGCACCGGAUCGCUGAGCUCCGGAGGGAGGGUCUGUGGUCCCUGAAGAGGCUGAAUCGUGUGCAGGAGCCCACCCGGCCCAAGACGCACUGGGACUACCUGUGCGAGGAGAUGCAGUGGCUGUCGGCCGACUUUGCACAGGAGCGGCGCUGGAAGCGUGGCGUGGCGAGGAAGGUUGCCAGGACUGUGCUGAGGUUCCACGAGGAGCAGCGCCAGAAGGAGGAGAGGGCCAAGCGAGAUGAACAAGCCAAGCUCCGACGCAUUGCCUCCACCAUCGCCAAGGAGGUCAAGCAGUUCUGGACCAACGUGGAGAAGGUGGUGCAGUUCAAACAGCAGUCCCGCCUGGAGGAGAAACGCAAGAAGGCCCUGGACCUGCAGCUGGAUUUCAUCGUGGGCCAGACGGAGAAGUACUCGGACCUGCUCAGCCAGAGCCUCAACGAGUCGCUGCCGGCCAGCAAGCCUGGGUCGUCCCAGCUCGGCUCUUCCCUGGCUGGCUCAACCGCCUCCACCCCUCCUGUCUCCGGCUCCGUCACCGAGGACGAAGACUUCGAGCCACACGAGGAAGAGGAUGACGAGGAGACGAUAGAGGUGGAGGAGAAGCAGGCGGGCAACGACGCCGAGACCCGGCGGAGGGAGAUCGAGCUGCUGCGGCGGGAGAGCGAGCUCUGUACACAUGCCCGCUCGUUCCAGCCGCCUCAAAGCCUUAUCGCUAUCCCCUCAGUUCGCAAUGCUUUGCUGUUGCAUCCUAAGUGUAAGCCAUUAAUGGUUAGAAACAUGGUCCACCUGGUGUCCACCGGCGGGCACCACAUCAUCGGGCAGCCCGCCCAGCUGGCCCUCAUCCAGGCCAUGGCCCAGCAGAACGCCCAGCCCGCCAUGGGGGUCCAGGCCUCGCUGCAGACGAUCGCCGGCGCCCAGUCCGCCAUCCCCGGUGCCGCGGCUGCCUCGCCCGGACUGACGGUUCCGUUCACCGCCACGCAAGUCCCCGGCUCGGUGGUCACCAGCUCCAGUGUGAUGAAGAUCGUGGUCCGCCAGGCGCCGAAGGAGGGCUUCCCGCUAGCUGUCCACUCGCCCCGGCCCAUCGCCGUCACGGCCGCCCGCUUCCCGGCCACCGUGGUGACGCCGGCCCGCGUCCAGCUGCCCGUCGGAGCGCUGACCCUGGCCUCGGCCCACCUGCCUCCUGUCCCUCGCCCGUUGCUGAGGGUGGUCCACACACCAGCUGUCAACGCCGAGCAAGCUGCCCCCGCCGUGACCCGCCUGGUGGUGGCCGGACCCACCCUCUCGGAGAAGGAGGACGCGGAGUUGCCGACACUACGCCCGGUGAUGGCCCGGCCCCCUGCAGCCCCCCCGGCGGAGCCGCUCACCUCGUCUACCUCACCGGCGGCCCUGAGGCCCAGGCGCCACCUGCCGGCCCCGCCCGCCAAGUCUCCCUUCAAGCUGGAGGCGCUGGAAGAGAAGCGGCGCCGGCAGCGGCAGGAGCGGCUCGAUCGGAUUGUCACCAUCAACGAGCGGCGGUGUGCGGCCUCGCCCGUCUACGGCACCGAGCUGCUGCGGCUCUGCGUCUUGGCCGAGAGGGUGACAGAGUGCUCCCCCGAGCGCGCCGGCUGGCGGGGGCUGAGUUACACACACUGCCUGGCAGCCCAGCUGGGCCGAGGGGACUGUCGGCCGGACGCCUACUGGAGGACCACGCGGGCGCUGGACAGAGCUGUGCGCAACCCGGAGGAGCGGAUUGAGGAGCUGGCAGACAUUAUUGACAGAUUUAUUUUUGUUAUACCUCCUGUGGAGGCCCCAGCUAUCCAGAUACAUGUCUCCCACCCUCACCCCUCCUACCUGCACCAGCAAGCCUUGCUUGCAGCCGCCCUUCACCGUGAGCUCUCCCCCAGGACUGCUCGCCUACACCGAACCAUCUGCAACAUGAGGACCCAGUUUCCGGACCUCCGGCUCAUACAGUACGAUUGCGGCAAGUUACAGGUCCUGGAUGUCCUGCUCCGGAGGCUGAAGGUGGGUGGGCAUCGGGUGUUGCUGUUCACGCAGAUGACGCGGAUGCUGGACAUUCUGGAGCAGUUCCUCAACUUCCAUGGCCACAUCUACCUUCGCCUGGAUGGCAGCACCAAGGUUGAACAGCGGCAGAUCCUGAUGGACCGCUUCAACGCCGACAAACGCAUCUUCUGCUUCAUCCUGUCGACCCGCAGCGGCGGCGUGGGUGUCAAUCUGACGGGGGCAGACACCGUCCUCUUCUACGACAGCGACUGGAACCCCACCAUGGACGCCCAGGCCCAGGACCGCUGUCACCGCAUUGGGCAGACCAGAGACGUGCACAUCUACAGGUUGAUCAGCGACCGGACAGUCGAAGAGAACAUUCUGAAAAAGGCCAACCAGAAGCGCAUGCUCGGAGACCUGGCCAUCGAGGGAGGCCAUUUCACCACCGCCUUCUUCAAAGAGCAGACGAUCCGCGAGCUCUUCGACCUCCCGACGGAAGAGCCGAAGAAGGAACCAGAGCCCCUGACGCUGCCGCCUCCCCCCCCGCAGCCCGAGGAGGAGGACUCCAUGUCGGCCAAGCAGACGCAGAUCCUUGAGCAGGCGCUCUGCAGGGCCGAGGACGAGGAGGACAUCCAGGCGGCCUCGCAGGCCAAGGCCGAGCAGGUGGCCGAGCUGGCCGAGUUCAACGAGAACAUCCCGCUCGAUGGGGAGGACAGCUCAACCCGGGAGGAGGAGGAGGAGCUGUCCAAGGCUGAGCAGGAGAUCGCUGCCCUGGUCGAGCAGCUAACUCCGAUUGAACGCUACGCCAUGAACUACCUGGAGGCUUCCCUCGAGGCUGUCAGCAAAGAGGAGCUGAAGCAGGCAGAGGAGCAGGUGGAGGCAGCUCGGAAGGACCUGGACCAGGCCAAGGACGAGGUGUGGAAGUGGACGGAGGAUGACGAGCGGAGGCUGAACGAGGAGCUGCACAUCAGGCGACAGAAGAAGGCCCGACCCCCGGCCAAGCCCCAGGGCGAGCGGCCCAGCACCCGGAUGAGUGAGCGGCUGCGGGGGGCGCGGCUGAGCGCCCGGGAGACGGAGAAGCCGGCGGCGGUGGUGACGGCGGGUGGAGCCCUCGAGCUUCCGGCGACGACGCCGACGCCCCCGACCCCGCCCCCGCAGCCCCUCCCCCCCAAGGAGGCGCCCGGCCAGCUCCUGCGCUACGAGGCGGCCCCCUCGCGGGACCUGCAGAUCCACAUCAGCACCGAGCUCCCCGACGAGCUCUUCGAGGAUGAGCCGGCGCCGGCGGCCCCCGGCGAGCUGCCCGCCCAGCACCGGGGCGGCGCCGGCCACGACGCCGCCGACCACCGCGACACGGAGACGGAGCCUGAGCCCCCGCCGACACCACCCCCUCCAUCGCCGCCGCCGCCAGUGUCCGAGGCCGGGGGAGUGGAGCCCCGGCCGCCGGAGCCGGUGGCGAACGGGGGCGAAGGAGCCCUCGACGAGACCCCCCUGACGCCCCAAGUCACGCCACCCGGUGGCGCCAGCGAGUCCUGUCCCCCGGUUGGCAAGCCGGAGCCGGGAGAGGCGGCGGGAGGAGCGGGCGGGGCCCCCGAGGCUGGCAGCCUCCCCGCCGGGAGCGAGACCCUGCGGCCCCCCGAGGCUGACGGACUGUCCCCCAACGGCCUGGACUCGGCUGGCUCGGAAGCUGGACGGGCGGAGGAGGAGGAGGUGGAGGAGCCCGCGCCGCCGGCGGCGGUCUCCGCAGAGACAGGCGGCGGGAGGCCGGAGGAGGAGGCCGCCCCGGGGUCACCGGAUGCAGCGGAGACAGGAGAGGGAAGGCCGAGGGAGGGGGCCGUGAUUGACCCGUGCGAACGGCUGGAGGAGGAGGUGGAGGAGGUGCAGCGGGACGAUCCCGGCCCUGCUGGGAGCCCGGCGGCCGGGGAGCUGGAGGGAGCUGGCGAGCCGGUGACGCCAGGAGCGCCGGAGGCCGUCGGCGCCGACGUUUCGUCCCGGAGCCCGGAUGCCGGCGAAGCAAUCGAGGCGGGGUCAGGGGUCGGCGCGGAGUCCGGCGAAGAGCGGGGGGAGAACUCUCCUUCCUUGCCGCCGGGCGCCGGGGACCGAGAGCCGCCUUCGCCGAGUGGAUCCGCCGGCCGGCCGGCGCCCAGCACGGAGGAGCCGCCGGAGAGCGCUGAGCCCCCGCCCCAGACGCUCGAGCCUGCCGAUCGGCCGCCGGCGCCGUGCGCGGAGGAAGCCGCCCGCCAGGAGCUGGCGUCGCCCCCGGCGAGGAGGAGGCCGGAGCAGAAGCGGCCGGCCCCCGACCAGGAGCCGGCGUCCCCGGCCCCCGAGCCCCAGCCGGCCGGCGGCGGCCGGGAGAAGAAACGGCGGCGGACGGCCGACCAGGACCUGCUGUGCGAGCGGGACGGGGCCGCCGGCGGCGACCCCCAGAUGACGGCCACGGUGCUGCGCAAGGUCCCGGGCCGCAUCAACGUCAUCGUGGAGCGGCGGCAGCCCGCCAAGCGGGCCCGGCGGCCGGCGGCCGGACGGGAGGCCGGCAAGACCGGCGAGCGCCAAGGCCCGGCGUCCCCCCCUCCUCCACCGUUACCGUUACCGUCGACUCCGCCUCCGCUCAACGGCCGGCAGGGCCCCAGGCGCCGGGAGCCGGCCGGCGAGUCCAAUCCCGAUCCUGAUCCUGGCACGGAGAGAUCCACCGAGGGCCAGCAGCCCCUGGCCAAGAGGCCGCGGCCGGCGGAGCCCCCCAGCCGGAGCCCGGAGGCGAGCACCGACAGCCCGGCACCCCGGCCUCAGGACCGGGCCAGGAGGAGGCCGCGUUCCCCCCGGCCGGUUGGCGGCGCCGGCGACGGCGGCGGCAGCUCCCCCUCCCCCCCGCCCGGGGAGGAGCGGCGGCCGGAGCCGGCGGCCGAGUCCCCGGCCUCGCGGGGGGUCCCGCUCCCCAGGUCGACGCGGCAGAGGCCCGGCGACCUGGUGCCGCCCCUGGAGCGCCGGCGGUACAAGCCCCGGGGCCUGCGGGCCGUCCCCAGCUCGCCGGCUGUGCCGGAGGGGCCGUCCGGGCGGCGGAGAGGCCGGCCUUCCGGGGGGCAGACCCCCGGCGCUCGGGACCCCCCCUCCCCCUCCUCCCCCUCCCCCUCCCCAUCGCCUCCGGCCACCCCAGACCGCGUGCUCCGCAGCCUGACUGCGGCGGCCGCCAUUGCCGCCACCAGCCCGGCUGCCAACACCCGCUCCUCGCGGGGCGGCUCGCCCGCCCCCCCUCCCCCGCCCCCCGCCGUCAAGAGGAAAGGCGAGGCAGGCCCCCCAACCCCCAGCCCAAGAGGGGCCGCCCCCCCAAGCCCCGGUCCCCGGGGGGAGGGCAGCAGCAGCAGCAGCAGAGACGCCCCAGGGGGAGACCCCCUGCCACCCCCCCAAAGAGGAGAGGCCGGCCCCCCUCGUCCGCCGCCGGCCUGGGCUCCCAGAGGCCGGGCAGGAAACACCAGACCUGACCGGGCGGGGGAGGGGGCCGGGGGCAGCGGUGACCGUGAAGGCUGCGGCCGGUCCACGCGGAGCCGUGGCUGA
Molecule: messenger RNA, 6148 nt
Organism: Carcharodon carcharias (great white shark)
Lineage: Eukaryota; Metazoa; Chordata; Chondrichthyes; Lamniformes; Lamnidae
Product: helicase SRCAP-like
Exons: 21
Coding region: 212-6148 (1978 amino acids)
Cellular component (GO): Swr1 complex
Molecular function (GO): histone binding; ATP hydrolysis activity
Source: RefSeq, a predicted model, not a curated record